GCAAGAGCGCCGAGUGGCUGCAGGAGGAGCUGGAGGCGCGCGGUGGCGCGUCCCUGCUGCUGCUAGACUGCCGGCCGCACGAGCUCUUCGAGUCGUCGCACAUCGAGACGGCCAUCAACCUGGCCAUCCCGGGCCUCAUGCUGCGCCGCCUGCGCAAGGGCAACCUGCCCAUCCGCUCCAUCAUCCCCAACCACGCCGACAAGGAGCGCUUCGCCACGCGCUGCAAGGCAGCCACCGUGCUGCUGUACGACGAGGCCACGGCCGAGUGGCAGCCAGAGCCCGGCGCCCCCGCCUCCGUGCUUGGCCUGCUCCUGCAGAAGCUGCGCGACGACGGCUGCCAGGCCUACUACCUCCAAGGUGGUUUCAACAAGUUCCAGACCGAGUACUCGGAGCAUUGUGAGACCAACGUGGACAGCUCCUCCUCACCAAGUGACUCGCCACCCACCUCGGUGCUGGGCCUGGGGGGCCUGCGCAUCAGCUCUGACUGCUCCGACGGCGAGUCAGACCGAGAGCUGCCCAGCAGCGCCACCGAGUCAGAUGGCAGCCCUGUGCCGCCCAGCCAGCCAGCCUUCCCUGUCCAGAUUCUGCCCUACCUCUACCUCGGCUGUGCCAAGGACUCCACCAACUUGGAUGUGCUCGGCAAGUACGGCAUCAAAUACAUCCUCAACGUUACCCCCAACCUGCCCAACGCCUUCGAGCACGGUGGCGAGUUCACCUACAAGCAGAUCCCCAUCUCUGACCACUGGAGCCAGAAUCUCUCCCAGUUCUUCCCCGAGGCCAUCAGCUUCAUUGAUGAGGCCCGCUCCAAGAAGUGUGGUGUCCUGGUGCACUGCCUGGCGGGCAUCAGCCGCUCAGUGACGGUCACUGUGGCCUACCUGAUGCAGAAGAUGAACCUGUCACUCAACGACGCCUAUGACUUCGUCAAGAGGAAAAAGUCCAACAUCUCCCCCAACUUCAACUUCAUGGGGCAGCUGCUGGACUUCGAGCGGACGCUGGGGCUGAGCAGCCCAUGUGACAACCACGCGCCCAGUGAGCAGCUCUACUUCUCCACGCCCACCAACCGCAACCUGUUCCCCCUCAACACACUCGAGUCCACGUGAGGCCGGGUCCUCAGGGCCUGGAGGAGGCCUGGCCUGCUGCCCUUGGCUGAGGAGCCCACACCGUCGCCUGGGCCUGGGGGCCAGGCUGAGCUGCACCAAGCUCCCCCACUGUCCAGUGGGACAGGGCCCACGGGCAGGACCUCCUCAGGGAGAGGCCUGGGAUCACAGAUGUGUGGACUGGGGAGCCGGCAGGCCUCAGCUUUUCCCCAGGACACCCUUUCUGCUGAUGGCCCAGCCUGUCCAGCUAUUUUUAAAGACAUCCAUGAACCUGAGUUUACUUUUUACUUUUGGCAGGUAAAUCCAAGCUCCUCGGAGCUCAGAGUGUAUUCAAGCUCUUCUCGAUUUUUCUUUUUUUAACAAAAAGUGUUAUUUUCAGGCUACAUGCAACAGUGGAUGGUAUAAACCAGUGUUUCAUGUCUUUCUUGAUCCUGAGAGAGAGAGAAGUGUUCUCAGUUUUGUUUUUCUUCCUAUUUCCAAAAGCAGUUAUUGGUGUAUUUUGUUUUUGUUCUUAAUGGAAAAGACAAACCCCGUGUUGAUCUUGACCAAAUGCAUUUUGCACACGUGUGAAGCCUCUGUUUCUCCACCUGGCCCUCUGGAAGGGGCAGCUGCUGUGCUCCAGGAGUCAGGGCCCUGUGGUGCCAUCCCCCGCGUGGGCCGGCCCUGUGUGGCACUGCAUCACCUGUGCCGACUGUUGUAAGUGUGCUCAGUGGGCUGGACCGGUGGUCUUUGCGUUGCUUGUCCUCUUCCCUGCCCAUCCAGCGGUCCUGCAGACCUGCCUGAGGCAGAAGAUGGGGGUCCUGCAUCUGCUGUGCUGGGGUGCGGCACGGGGCUGCCAAGCAGUAGCGCUGGCCUCUCGGGCUCAGCGCCUCGGAGGCUGGAGCCUGGGCUCUUUUCUAAACCCACCGUGACUUCUGUUUCUGUCCCCUCUCUAGCUGGGAGUGAAGGCCAGCGUCUGGGGAAAACUUGGGUGGUGGGGCCCAGCCUGCCUCCCAGAUCCUUUCACUUUCCCUGGCUGAAGCUUUGGUCACCCACAGCUUCCAGGCAGACCCCUGGUCCCCGUGGAAGCCUGCCCCACUCACAUCUUGCCAUGCCUUCUGCUACCAGGAAACCCCAUCUGUGCUAACCCUAGGGCAGGGGCAGAUGGGGCCGUGGUGGGAAGUGGGAGGGGCAUGAGGCUCUAUCCACCCCAGCAUCCGCAGAGCAAAGCCACGGAUUCCGUUAGCCUCCUCCAGUUUUGUUCCUUCUCCAGUCUCAGUUCCACCCAGGUGUUGGGGCUGCCCAGGAGCCAGGAAGGGGUCAGCUGUGGAGCCGGUGUCCCUGAUGGAGCCAGCACUCAGCAUGCGAGCACGGCCACGGAAACUCUGCCCCCGCUGCAUCUUACCUCACGGUGGUUUUCAGGGAUUUUUGGGGGCAGCGGAUUAAAAUCUUGCCACAGUCAAGAGAUUGACAAAAAGCUUCCAUGCUGUACAUGGUUCUCUUUCUCUCUCUUUAUUUUUCAAAAAAGAAAAACCCAGAAAGAUGUGUCUGAGUUGUGUACAUGAUAUGCCAGAGGGUGGCCAGUUUUGCUUUAUGAGCUUAUGAAGGAAAAUUUGUGACCCUACAUAUACACACACACACAUACACGCACACACACAUACAUAUAUAUAUAUAUAUAUAUCUCCCAAACCAGCAACAGGACUUUGUUUAUAUUGCAAAUAAAUAUUAUUUUUUCUUUAAAA
Molecule: messenger RNA, 2818 nt
Organism: Chinchilla lanigera (long-tailed chinchilla)
Lineage: Eukaryota; Metazoa; Chordata; Mammalia; Rodentia; Chinchillidae
Gene: Dusp7
Product: dual specificity phosphatase 7
Biological process (GO): protein dephosphorylation; negative regulation of MAPK cascade
Cellular component (GO): cytoplasm; cytosol
Molecular function (GO): MAP kinase tyrosine/serine/threonine phosphatase activity; protein tyrosine/threonine phosphatase activity
Source: RefSeq, a predicted model, not a curated record